AUGCGCCAGGAGUACGGAGCUUUCGUCCAGCUUGGCAAAGGUGAGAAGUACAAGGAUGGCUUCCUCCACAUCGGUUGUCUGCCGGCCCCACCGGGCGUGGAGAGACUUGAAGUGGUGAACUCUGUCGUCCGGGAAGGUGACAAAGUCUGGGUCAAGGUCCGGGACGUGGAUGAAGACAGCGGCAAGUAUGCCCUUGAUAUGCGGUUUGUCCACCAAGAGGACGGCCGUGAUCUGGAUCCCUUCAACGGUCGCGGCCGUGUGCCUGCGGACGUCGGCUGGGUGUUUCCCAAGCAGCAGCUGAAGCACAUCCAGGGUGCCGCGGCCGCCAUCACCGCUGCCAGCGGCGGCUUUGGCUCGGACUUUCAGUGGAGGGACGAAGCCGAGGAGAAGGAAGAAGCACUGAAGAGAAUGCAAGUUGAAUCCUCGGAUGAAAGUGAUUCAGCGCAGAUGACCAAGAAGGCAAAGAAGGUCAAGAAGAAGCUUGAAAAGCAGAAGAAGAAGCUCGAGCAGCUAAAGCAGCUGUCAGAGCAGAAGGACUCCAAAAACAAGGAGAACAAAGGCAAGGAAAAGAAAGGCAAGAAAGAAAAGAAGGAGAAGAAGAAAAAGAGUGCCUCUGACGACAGUUGA
Messenger RNA from Symbiodinium pilosum, 627 nucleotides. The record is from the annotation of a GenBank genome assembly. Lineage: Eukaryota; Dinophyceae; Suessiales; Symbiodiniaceae.